UAUCUCAUAUCUUUUCAAAAGAAAACUAUAAAAAGUUUAAUGCAUUAUCUUUAAUUCAUUAUCAACUUGAAACUACGAAUUAUCACAGUGUCAGUUUAGUCUAAAACAGGUAUGCUUCUUCAGUUGCAGGAAAUCGUAUCUGAGUUCGCUUCUUCAGAUAGCUCAUCAUCUCAGGACAGCACUGCAACAAAAAACACGGGCCUGGAAAAAAUACCAGCUGAGCAGGAUGAGACUUCUGUGCCACGUUUUGAGGAAACUGUGAUUAAUGGCCAAAAGUUUUCAUUGAUUCCAACAAGACUUGUUAAAUAUGUCCCUACAUCGGAAAUCAUAACUGAUGAUAUUGUUGGAGUAGGACAUGUUGAUGUGGGUAGUGAAUUUGUGUACGUGCCUGCAUAUUUCCUGCCACAGAUGAAGGCACUUCUUUCCAGGAGCAUCGACCUACAGCGUGAGGUGACCCUUUUUAGGGAACUGUUGUGGUCAAAGUACGGCCACAAUGAUCAGCAACCACCUUUUGACCCAGAGGCUGUCAAGGUAAUGCGCCAAGAUGCAGGAGCAACCGGCAUUUUCCAAACUCUUCUAGAAGUCAUGUCUGUCCAAGAACAGACACCAAGUAAACUGCUUCAGAAUGAGAAGAAGGUUGUUGCUGCUCUCUAUAUGCUUGUCUUUGGCCAGUCACAAAAAGCAAGCUGUUUCCAAAAAGUACUAUCGCAACGAGUAGUAGGAAAAGGGAUAAGUGAGACAGGACUAUCCAUUCUCAAUAAAAGUGGAAUGAGUGUCUCCAAAUCAACUCAAAAGAGAGAACGGGUGAAACUGUCAUUCAACCAUGAUAAAGCUGUUUCAACAUUUGUAUCUGAAGCUGUUGAAAAAAAAGAUCUUCUGGUUCUUAUGAUAGAUGACUAUACAAAUAUUCACACAAAGAGCCCUAAUGAUGCUGAAACCUCCACUGCAAUUAGUAUGGCAACUAUUCUCUUAAAGAGAUUUCAGGGUGUUCCAGCCAUUCCAUCUCUUUUUCCAACAACAAAUCCAAAGGUUGUCGACUCUGCUCUCUUGGAACAAAUUCUGUAAGAAAACAUCUCUAACUUAUCAAGUACUAAUGCCUCUGUCAUGCCACACUGGAUCCGAACAAUCUUGUUUGACCCUGAGAUGGAAAGAAAACGAAUGGAGGUUAGAAAACAGUCUUUUUGCAGAUAUAUAUUAUCUUUAUUUAACUUGAAUACAUAUCAACAUAACAUGUUUAAUAUACAUAUUAACAAUGCUUAUAAAAAGAUAUUUUGAAUUAUUGGUGACAUUUUGAAUCAAAGCUAUUUUGCGCUUGAUUCAUUUUUUGCUUCAAACAUUUUUAAUCUAAAUCACUGUCGGUUUCAAUUUUGAUACACCAAAAAUACAGUAACAUCGUCAUGUAUAGCCGUUCUUACAGAUAAACUUCAUACGGAUAACCUGAUAAAUGCCACUUCCCUCUGACAAAAUUUACAAACCUGCCAAAUUUCAGCUUUGAAAAUGAGUGAAUAUUUUAAAAGUAAGGGAAAAUGUUUGGUCGUCAUAAGCGGAUCUUUACCGAUCCAGAACAAAUCUUGACUGCCACACAAUCAAGAGUAGGGUCCAGGGGCGCAGUCUCAGAAACCUUUCUUUUGCCACGCCCUUUAGUUCUUCAGAAACGACUUUUUUAGCAGAGGCGGGUUAGGGACUAAGAAGGCUUUGUUUUUCGCCAUUCUGUUCAGUUUUAAUCGAGAAAGAAUUUAUACCGGUACAUAAUCAUGAAAUAUAUCAAUCUGGUGCGCAACUGAGGAUCAGGAGUGCAAAGGAAGGAAUGCAGGCGUACGAGCAAGCGGAUCGCCGUAGUAUAACUGCUAUCCACUCUGACCGCUCCUCCAGCUCUGACCUGCCGGAUGAGGAUGAGGUUAAACACUUUGGCAAAGUAUUUUUGUGACAUGGUUCUAUGAUAUUAAAACUACAAUGCCUGCCAAAAGUCUUGGAACACUGACGUCAAUUUCCAAGGUCAAAGUCAAUCAUCCCCCCUCCCCUACAGAACAAUGUUGGUUUACUAUCAAAAGGGUUAGGAUUUUGGGAAGCACAUUCUUUUGCUCUUCUUUUAUGAUAUUUUUCUAAAUUAUUAACAAUGUUUUAAGGGAAAAGAGGCGGAAGUAGUAAUUGUUUUCCGGGAAAGGAAUGAAAAUGUCAAACCGUAUCAGGGAACAGAAAUUCGAGAAUUAGAGAAAUUCAAGUUACUAAAUUUUCUCUUAAUGACCUAAUUUUUUUCCCGAUUUUUCAUUACCCAACUGGUACUUGCCUCACUUUGCGAAUUCUCUUUUCUACGCUUCAGAUUAAAUCAUUACAUAUUUACAGUUGUUGGUAAAGUUUAGAAUAAAAAUUCUGUC
This is a messenger RNA of Rhopilema esculentum, 2375 nucleotides long. Lineage: Eukaryota; Metazoa; Cnidaria; Scyphozoa; Rhizostomeae; Rhizostomatidae. The record is from RefSeq and is a predicted model, not a curated record.